Molecule: messenger RNA, 1089 nt
Organism: Meloidogyne enterolobii
Lineage: Eukaryota; Metazoa; Nematoda; Chromadorea; Rhabditida; Meloidogynidae
Source: the annotation of a GenBank genome assembly
AUGCCCUACAAAUCUGAUUUUCCUCCAGUUGAAAUAGCCAAUGAGCCUUAUCCACCUCGAUUGCUUUCUGCACUUUGGGAGCAUUUUUCUGAAUGUCCUGAAAGGAUUGCAUUGAUCAACUCCAAAGAGCCAAACACUGAUUUUGUAACAUUUGGAGAACUUUAUGUAUUUUCCAUCGCCACUGCUGCUUUUUUACAAAAUAGAGGAUUUUUGUUUGGUGAUGUUGCUUGUUUAGUUAUGCAGAAUUGUUGGGAGUAUGUACCCAUAUUUGCGGGUAUUGGUCUUCAGGGAGGCGCAACUAGUGGAGCUAAUCCUUAUUUUACUCAAAGAGAACUUCAAUAUCAAUUCAACGAAUCUCAAGCUAAAAUUGUCUUUUGCUCUGAAACAUGCCUUGAUAAUGUUAUUAAGGCUGCUAAAGGUUCUCAAACUGUGAAGACAAUAGUUCUUGUCGAAUCUGGUCAUUCCAAAAAGCCUUUAAAUCAAAAUGAAAAUCAGCUUCCUUUUGGAGUUAUACGUUUUGGCCAAGUACUUAGAACGGAACCAACAAUUGCAAUUGAAUUUUCAUUAGUAAAUUGUCGACCUGAUAAAGACAUUAUAUUGUUGCCAUUUUCAUCUGGCACAACUGGAUCUCCAAAAGGUGUAAUUAUCACCCACAGAAAUAUAGGCACAAUGUUGAAUAUUUUAAUUGACCAUUUCCGAAAUCAAAUUCACGCUUAUAUGCGGCCAACAUUUAUAGAAAAGGAGGAAAAUGAACUUCUUCUUCUCCCUUUCUUCCAUUGUUAUGGCUUUUGUAUGUUACAGGCUUGUCUUUUAAAUGGGUCGACUGGAUUGGUUAUGGCUGGUUUUGAGCCAAAACUGUUCUGUGAGACUAUACAGAAUUUUAAGAUUCGUCUUAUAAAAACUGUACCCCCAAUUCUUGUAUUUUUGGCCAAAAAUCAAAUUGUUUCAAAUUUUGAUCUCUCUUCGGUAAAUGUUAUCUUUUCGGGUGCAGCUCCAGCUGGUGCAGAUCUAUGCGAGGAAGUUUUGUCCAGACUUCCUAAUGUUCAACAUAUUUGUCAAGGCAUCUUUUUCAUGAUUAGAUUGGAUUAG